GACUCGAGACGAUAACCUACCUAUCUCCUGACCUGAUCAGUGACAGUUUCAGCUUCUCCGUGGUGGUCAUCAUGGCGGUUCCUGGCUUGGCUGUCCAGAAAACAGAAGAGGAGUGGCGUACGGUUCUUUCUCCUGAGCAGUUUCGGAUUCUUCGUCAAAAAGGCACCGAAAAGCCAGGAAGUGGAGAAUAUGACAAGUUUUUCGAAGAAGGGAUCUUCAGCUGCGUGGGAUGCAAGACUCCUCUUUAUAAAUCAACCACAAAGUUCGAUUCCGGAUGUGGCUGGCCAGCUUUCUUUGAAGGACUUCCCGGUGCAAUAAACCGAUCCCCUGAUCCAGAUGGGAGAAGAACUGAGAUAACUUGUGCAGCGUGUGAUGGACACUUAGGCCAUGUUUUCAAAGGAGAAGGUUACGGUACUCCAACCGAUGAACGUCAUUGUGUUAACAGCGUUUCAAUCAGUUUCAACCCGGCAAAACCUUCCCUUCUCUAAUCUCUGAUGAUUGGUUGAUUUAAGAUUCCAUAUAUCAUAAGAUAUCUUCUAAUCAGAUUGUCUUGUUCAAAAAUCUCUAGUAGUCAUAAUCAUCAUGUGGUGUGUAUAUAUGUAUGCACUUUGUGUGGUGGUCAAUCAGUGCAACAUAUAAUAAGAUUCAUCGUUUUAGUUAUAUAUUCU
Molecule: messenger RNA, 668 nt
Organism: Capsella rubella
Lineage: Eukaryota; Viridiplantae; Streptophyta; Magnoliopsida; Brassicales; Brassicaceae
Product: peptide methionine sulfoxide reductase B5
Exons: 3
Coding region: 72-488 (138 amino acids)
Biological process (GO): protein repair; response to oxidative stress
Molecular function (GO): peptide-methionine (R)-S-oxide reductase activity
Source: RefSeq, a predicted model, not a curated record